UCGCUGUGGUGUCUCCCGCUACCCUUCCGCCUGCUGCCCCUCCUUCCCGCCUCCCGCAAAAUGGCGGCGAGCGCGGCACGGGCUGGGGGUGGUUGAGGGCAGCAGAUUAGUUCUUUUGGAGAGUAAGCACUUGGAGAGGAAAAUGACAUCGAUUAUCAAGUUGACUACGCUGUCGGGGGUGCAGGAGGAAUCUGCCCUUUGCUAUCUGUUGCAAGUAGAUGAGUUUCGUUUUCUUUUGGACUGUGGCUGGGAUGAAAACUUUUCUAUGGAUAUUAUUGAUUCUCUGAGGAAGCAUGUACACCAGGUUGAUGCUGUUCUUCUUUCCCACCCGGAUCCUCUACACCUUGGUGCACUUCCUUAUGCAGUUGGAAAAAUGGGAUUGAAUUGUGCCAUUUAUGCAACUAUUCCUGUAUAUAAAAUGGGACAGAUGUUUAUGUAUGAUCUCUACCAGUCCCGUCAUAAUACUGAAGAUUUUACACUCUUUACAUUGGAUGAUGUAGAUGCGGCCUUUGAUAAGAUACAACAGCUGAAGUUUUCUCAGAUUGUGAACUUGAAAGGCAAAGGACAUGGUUUGUCAAUCACACCAUUGCCAGCUGGUCACAUGAUAGGAGGCACAAUUUGGAAGAUUGUCAAGGAUGGGGAGGAAGAAAUUGUUUAUGCCGUUGAUUUCAACCACAAGAGGGAGAUCCAUCUGAAUGGAUGUUCCUUGGAAAUGUUGAGCAGGCCUUCAUUGCUUAUUACAGAUUCAUUUAAUGCUACUUAUGUACAACCCAGGAGGAAGCAAAGGGAUGAACAGCUGCUGACUAAUGUUUUGGAGACAUUACGAGGUGAUGGAAAUGUAUUAAUAGCAGUGGAUACAGCGGGCAGAGUUCUGGAGCUUGCUCAGCUUCUUGAUCAGAUCUGGAGAACAAAAGAUGCAGGAUUAGGAGUCUACUCUCUUGCUCUUUUGAAUAACGUCAGCUACAAUGUGGUGGAGUUCUCUAAAUCUCAGGUUGAAUGGAUGAGUGACAAGUUGAUGAGGUGCUUUGAAGACAAAAGAAAUAACCCUUUUCAGUUCCGCCAUCUCUCCUUAUGUCACAGUCUGUCUGAUCUGGCUCGAGUGCCUAGUCCAAAAGUUGUUCUUGCCAGUCAGCCUGACUUGGAGUGUGGGUUUUCUAGAGAUCUUUUCAUUCAAUGGUGCCAGGAUUCCAAAAACUCUAUAAUUUUAACUUACCGCACUACACCUGGAACAUUAGCACGAUUCCUGAUUGAUAAUCCUUCUGAAAAAGUUAUAGAUAUUGAGUUGAGAAAACGUGUCAAGUUGGAAGGAAAAGAACUUGAAGAAUACCUAGAAAAGGAGAAACUAAAGAAAGAAGCAGCUAAGAAGUUAGAGCAGUCUAAAGAGGCAGAUAUCGAUUCCAGUGAUGAGAGUGAUGCUGAAGAGGAUAUUGAUCAGCCAACUUUACAUAAGACCAAACAUGAUUUGAUGAUGAAAGGUGAAGGUAGCCGGAAAGGAAGUUUCUUCAAACAGGCAAAAAAAUCUUACCCAAUGUUUCCAGCUCCUGAAGAAAGAAUUAAAUGGGAUGAAUAUGGUGAAAUUAUCAAACCUGAGGAUUUUCUAGUUCCAGAACUUCAAGCAACAGAAGAAGAAAAAAGCAAAUUAGAGUCUGGUUUGACAAAUGGAGAGGAGCCUAUGGACCAGGAUUUAUCAGAUGUUCCUACCAAAUGUAUUUCUGCAACAGAAUCUAUGGAAAUUAAAGCCAGAGUUACAUACAUUGACUAUGAAGGACGUUCAGAUGGGGACUCAAUUAAAAAAAUUAUUAACCAAAUGAAACCAAGACAACUGGUCAUUGUCCAUGGACCGCCUGAGGCCAGUCAGGACCUUGCAGAAUGUUGCAGAGCUUUUGGUGGAAAAGAUAUUAAAGUUUACAUGCCCAAACUUCAUGAAACUGUAGAUGCUACAAGUGAAACUCAUAUUUACCAGGUCAGGUUGAAAGAUUCUCUUGUCAGCUCUCUUCAGUUCUGUAAAGCCAAGGAUGCCGAGUUGGCUUGGAUAGAUGGUGUUCUGGACAUGAGGGUUUCAAAAGUGGAUACUGGAGUUAUUCUGGAAGAGGGAGAGUUGAGGGAAGACGAAGACUUAGAGAUGCAAGUGGACGUGCCUUCUUCAGACUCAAGUGUGAUUGCACAACAGAAGGCCAUGAAAAGCCUCUUUGGUGAUGAUGACAAGGAGAUGUGUGAGGAGAGUGAGAUCAUUCCUACUUUGGAACCUCUGCCACCUCAUGAGGUUCUUGGACAUCAGUCUGUGUUUAUGAAUGAGCCAAGACUGUCUGACUUCAAGCAGGUUCUCUUGCGAGAAGGUAUACAAGCUGAAUUUGUAGGAGGAGUGCUUGUGUGCAACAACCUGGUGGCUGUCCGCAGGACUGAAACAGGGCGCAUUGGAUUGGAAGGCUGCCUCUGCCAGGACUUCUAUAGGAUAAGAGACCUUUUAUAUGAACAAUACGCUAUUGUCUAAGGAAAGUGCUGCAAAGGUGUUUUCACUUGAACUUUUACAGACAAUGGAGGUUUCUCCCAGUUCUGACUUUUUGUAGUUUUCUAAUUUAUACAGGGAAAUCUAAUUCAUAAAGAAAAAUUAGCUGCCAUGAACAUGUAAGUAACUGCUAUUGUUGUUCAUAAAUCUAUUGGUACAUUCCAUGUAGUUGACUCUUAAACUGUUACAACUUGGCAUCUCCCACAUAACACAUUUUAAAUGAAUCUAUGAACACUUCUCAGGAAAGGUUCAAUUUGUGAGGGCAUGUUUUGGUUUCACAGAUUUCCUGCCAAAGAGUACAAAAUAUGUAAAAGUCAUUUUUUCUGUUCUAAAAUAAGAUGGGAUAAAGAACUUUGGUUUCUUUGGUUUUCUUCAUUUUGGUUUCUGUGUGGUUGUUUUUGGUUUCGGUUGUUUGGGGGUUUUUUUAGUAAGUUUGAUUUGGGAAACAGUCUCAAAUAUUUUCAUCUUCUGUUUUUAAUUUGAGGUUAGUUGAAGUACAUUAUUAACAGCACACUUAAAGCUAGACUACCUAAAGUUUCCCCAGUGUUAAUCUGGCUGCAUCUUAAUGCUGUAUCUGUUCCAUCUUACUGAUUUGUUCUGAAACAGCAUUUCAUAUUCUAUAUGAAAGUAUUAAUCUGCAAGAUAAAAAAAUUACUUGGGCAAUUACUCUAGGAAGAUUGGAUGAUAUUUUCAGGCAGUUUAAAAUGCAGUAAUUGUGCUUCAAAGUAACUUCUGCACAAACUUACAGAAUUUGUAACUCCUAGCUCUUGCAAAAUUAUGCCAAUUGUAAAACAUUUUCCAAGUUCUGAUUUUAAUACUUUUCAAAGUCUAAAGCCUUUAUCCAUGCACUGCUGUUUGUUCAGAGUCCCAUGACCCAAGUUCAAGAAGAUCUUUUCUCUUGAAAUCUGCAUUCAUGUGAUGUAUUUAAUAAUUUUGUGCCAUGUUCUGUUCUAGUUGACAGUGAGACUUAUUGUAGCUGCUGAUGCUAGGAAUUGACCUUCCUUUUUAGGUGAGGAUAAGCACAGUUUUGAGUUCAUUAAUUUCUCAGAAAUUAACUUAUGAAAACAAAUGGCCUCUUGAGUUUGUUUAAUCCUUUUCUUCCCUGUCCAUGUGUGAAACACCAGCUUUGGCAGUGGAGGGUUGUUUGCUUUUUUAUAUCAAACAGCAAUGUAAUAUAUGCUCUUUGUGUGUAUGCUUAAAUAAAACCUUUUGAAAAAGUGGCAAAAAAUAGCCCUGUGGGCUAUCAAUGGAAAGCUAAUUAACUUUGUCAUUCAUUCUCAACAAAAAUUUUCUAUCUGAUCUACAGACUAUUCUGUUUAAAAUAGUAACUUAUAAGUGAAGACUGUGUUAAACAUCUGGUAGAACUAUAUACUAGAAAUGUAAAAAACUUGAAAAUGUAAUGUGGAGUGAGAAUGUAUUUUCUUACACAAAGAAAAGCUAAGGAUAACUAGAUGGCUCAGUUUUCUGGGUUUUUUUCUUAACAGUCUAGAAAAAUGUGUAUUUCCCUUAUAUUGGCAACCAGAACCUCUUAGAAAUGCUCUCAUUUUGUAGCAAUGCUAUGUAAAUCUAUAUGAUGCUGAACACUUGUUGCUGAAUACUAUUGUAUUACUAUUGUUGCUGAUACUAGUGAACUUUUAUAAAGUGAGUUACUUUGUACAUAAUCAUAUUGGCCUAGGACUUUUACCUUGAGGGCUUAGGAUGGGAUUACAUACACCUGCAUGGAAUAUACUAAUAAAGAAAAAACCCCUUAGGAAGUAAAAAAUAGUGCUGUUUUUAAGAAAAAGAUAAAGACAACACAGUGUGAUCAUAAACCUUUCUAUCAGUUUUAUUUGUUUUUCUAACCUACUGAUACAAAUCCAGCUAAGGUCAACAAAAUUUUAGUGUUAUCAGUCACUAAAUUCUAGUGUGUGCUGACAGAGACCCCCAAAUUAGUGCUAUCACUGAGGAAAAGUCUCAAGUAUAAGCAAAACAGCUAACUGCUUAUUUUAGUCUAUUCAGCAUAAGGGUGGCUGAAGUGUGAAAUCACACCUAGGAAGCUGGCAUGCAAGGUGACAGUAGUCAGCUGAGUGCUGGGACUGGAGUUCUGGACAUCUGUAGAAAAUGCAUCACAGGCUGUACUGGUGCUGUGGGGCAGGUGUGCUCCUCAGUUGUGCAUGCAGUGCUUGUAAGCAGUGUGCAGCUGAAGCCAAUGCCCAUUAAUUUUGCCUAUUCUGCUGUCAGUUCCCUGAUACGUUCUUAACUAUGAUUUGCUUUAGACAGUAAUUGAACUUCUCUGUAUAAUUUUCAGAGUUACUAGUCAGGUUCUUGUUUGUAUUUGAACUAAAAGAUUAAUUUCUGCUUACCUUCACAAAAUGUCAGUGCUGCCACGAUCUGUAAGUUGUAUUUUCUGACUUCUGUGUUUUCUUCAUUAACAGUAAAAAUGUGACAAGGAGUACCAUUUCUUAUUCGCUAAUCUGUUGCCCUUGAGGGUAAGAACAUUACCGUCAAACCUAGUUUUGGUGUUCACCAGUUAAAAAUAUUUCCUUCCAAGGCUCCUGGAUAGUUCAAAUUCCUCAGAUAAGAAGAGCCAAGGGUAUGUGGAGACACAGGAAGGGUGGAAACUUGCCGCCUUCCAUCCCCAAAGUCUGUAGUACUUGUGGGUAAAUCCUAGCUCUUGUAGUCUCUUCUUCCUGUACCUCUGUAGUAGAAUGUGAAGACAUGUUUUGAAAGAUUAAGGGAAUGCAGAAGCAGAAUUCUAAUGAUAAAAAAAUAAUUCUAGCAUUAAUUAUUAUGCUGUUCCUAUUAUCAAAACAUAGCUUAAUUUAUAACCCUGAGUUAAAUAACAUUGUUUGUGACAGUUUAAUUUUUAAUCAUUUUACUUCGACAAUAUGAAGUGAAGGUGAAGUGAAGCUGAAAAUCUUCUCCAUCCUUCAACAAUAUUUAGACUUAACCAGAUCCACUUCUUAAAAUAUGCUCUAAAUGGAAAGGUAGGGUGCCCAGCAUUCUGUCAGAGUUAAUAGUCUUGUGACAGCAUUUGAGAUCUGCUUGCUGCUACAACUUGCUUGGAAAUAUAGGGAUUUUCCCAUAUAUCUGCUUGCUUUUAAUUGGGGUCAAAUGCUAUUCAUUAGGAAUUAACAAGCAGAGACAGCCUUCCUCCCCACCCUCCAAUCUAAAUAAUUUUUAUAGAUGGUCGUACUCUAAACCACUUGUUUUGUACAGAAUCAAGAUUUCUUUGAUAAGGCAUGACAUGUAUUAAUACUACAGGUAGGAAGGGGGAGUGUUUUGCCUGGGGUAAACACUUAAACAUGGUUCUGGGCAGGACAGGGUUAAUUUUUUGCAGCAGCCAGGAAGGGCGUGGCCAGGACCCAGAGGUUAUUCUGUGCCACCUCAGGUCAUUUUCCAAGAAUGGGGAAGGGGUGGCUUCCUGCUCGGGUAUUGUUGGGCUCCCUUUGGUGUAGGGGUGAGCAUUUGCAUGGGAAUCGUUCACUUCCCUCAUACACUUUUGUUACUGGCAUUGUUGCUAUUACUGUUCAUUUUCUUAUUUCAUUGCUGUUUCUGGUAAAUUGUUCUUAUCUUAACCCAUGA
Corvus hawaiiensis (hawaiian crow) is the source of this 6070-nucleotide messenger RNA. RefSeq names its product cleavage and polyadenylation specific factor 2 (gene CPSF2). Bases 143 to 2491 code for a protein of 782 amino acids. The record is from RefSeq and is a predicted model, not a curated record. Lineage: Eukaryota; Metazoa; Chordata; Aves; Passeriformes; Corvidae. Gene Ontology annotation, biological process: mRNA 3'-end processing by stem-loop binding and cleavage. Gene Ontology annotation, cellular component: mRNA cleavage and polyadenylation specificity factor complex. The transcript is spliced from 15 exons. Gene Ontology annotation, molecular function: RNA binding.